UUUGUACUGAGCCUCCAUCAUGAACCACGUGGAAGGUAGGUGCCAGGUGGAGCCAGUUGAAGGAACUCCUACGCUACAAAAACAUGCAUUAGACAACUGAUGUUUGCUAUGCACUUUUUAGCACUUGGUAUUUCCAUUUCCUCUGUUGGAUUAACCAGUAACAAUGCUGUUGCUUUUACUGCCUUUCUCUCUUCUUUUUGCUGGUGGUAGCUCAGACACUGCUACAUUGACGUUUAAUCUCCAGACAAAUGCAGACUGUGUUGUUGGAGAUCCAAUUGCAACUCUAUGGGUAGAAACACUUGGAGGAGACUUCAACUAUUUAAUGACCUACAACAGUUCUCAACCAGAUACAGAUACACAAUACAAUAUUAGUGUUGAUUAUUCAAGACCGACAAACUUGUACUUUCACUGGAUUGAUUGUAACGAGAUCAGUAUAGGCUAUUGUUUUCCAGGGAUUAGUUCUGUGACAAUUAAAAAUGAUGGUACUGGUCCUCAGCAAGUUUCUACAUGUAAAAAAAUUUUAAGAAGAUUAUCAAGCCCUCAGAUUGGGUUUAGUAGUGAGAAUGGCAUUCUAGUAUUAGCUGGUUCUGGAUCAUGUAACUCAACUGGACCAUAUUGCUCAAAUUCUUCAAAAUGCUGUUUACCCUCUCCAGCAGCUUCCUCUUCAAAUACAUUAUUUUCAUCUUUGGCAUUGCGAACUUCUUUGGCAUUACACAUGAUAAUGUUACCUUCAUUGUUUUCUAUUCCUCUGAUACCACAUUCAUCAGUUAUCUCACCCUUAAUCAACCCAACUACUUCCUUUCAUACUUCAUCAUCCUCAUUAUCAUCUUCCUCAACUUUGGCAUCACCCAAAUCAACUUCAAUGACAUUAUCUUCCAUUCCAUUAAAACCAAGCUCUGUUCCCUCAAUAAUCAAUCCAACUACAUUUCACACUUCCUCAACGUCAUCAAGUAUAUCAUUGCUACUUCCUAUAUCAACUUCAGUCCCCACUCAUGUAUGCCAUCCCCAGACUAAUACUAAUGAUCAUGGUCAGUUUAAAUGGCCACUAACACUACCUGGAAUGACUGUUACCAUAUCAUGUCCUAGUGGCCCUAAUGGAGCUACAGCAAGUAGAAUAUGCUCUGCUUCUUCUGAUUGGGAAUUAGCAGAUGUGAUGAUGUGUGCUACUACUGAUGUUACAAAUGGAUUCAAUGGAUUAUCUAAAGUAAACAUUACAGUUGAUAAUUUUGGUUUAGCAGCUUUCAAUAUGAGCAGUUUAGUGGAAAAUGCAACACAUACUCUUGCUGACCAAAACAUUCAAAACAUUAACAUAAUAUCAACAGUAUUGGAAGCAAUAGUAUCUGUUCUUUUGAAUAAUGAAAGUUUGCCAUUAAUAAUUGAAGUAAGUUUGUAGAUUAAUUGACACUUGUAGUGAUAUCAUACAAGGGCGUAGCUACAUAGGCGGCUAUAGGCCCGGGCAAGCCAGGGCUUUGCCCUGGUAGUUUUGAACCAAAACCACACCCAAAAGGUGUGUUUUGUUAUUAUUAGGAGUGAGAUCAUCACUAGAAUUCAUUUUUAAUAGCCACCACUGUUUAUACUUGCUAUCAGCUCCACUUUACAGUUAUUUUAGUGUGGUAACUGGCUUUUGUGAGCUAUCAUAAUGACUUUCAGUCAUUUUAUUAAUUGACCACACCCCUAAUUCUUAUGAAUAAUUAAUGAGCCCUGGUAAAUUCAAGAUUCUGUAGCCGCCUAUGCGUAGCUAGCAUAAAGGCUAGGGUAGGCUAUAGCCUACCCUGAAGUUCAGAAGUCAGAAUUGAAGUUUAGUAGUUUACCUAUAUUGAGUUUCUGCCUUAGUCACUAAUGACCAAAGAUUAUAGAAGUUUAGGGUAGCUGUCUCAACUGGCAGUUACUCACUCAGUCACUUUUGACACAGGCAAACAGAGACAGGAGAAAGGAAAGAAAAACAGCCAUUUUAGCACAAUUAUUAUAAUUUAUUAAGGUGGAGUCUUUAUAUAAUUAACUUAAUUAAUUAGCUAGCUUAAUAAAAUUAUAAAAAGUUAACUUUAAGUGAAGCCAUCACAAUGUCAGCUGCAAAAAAACAAAAGCUUUGUAAUUUUUUAUGCAAAUUUUAGUUGAGUAUAUUAGUAGUCAACCCCAGCCAUAUAGACUAUUUGUACUGAAGAUGAGCAUGAGGAGAUUGAAGAUGAUAAUCUUGUGAAUGAUGAUUUUGUUGGUUGUGCUGCUACCUUGAGUCUUGCCUGAGUCCUCAUCUGAGUCUGAGUGUGAAGCAGUUGCGAGAACCAUGCAUAGAUAUGAGAGUAAAUGAAACUCCAUAUUGCGAGAACACGUCCAUUUCGCGGCCGUAAAAGUGGGGUCGUCCGGAGUCUCGUCCCUAAAAAACGGACCGGACCGGACCGGACCAACGGACCAUGGUCGGCGACAAGUCUGUUUUACGGACCCGAAUGGUCCGCGACAUCUCUAUUUUACGGACCACUUUGCUCACUGCUAAGAAUUAUAGCUAAUGCUAAGGUCAAGAUUUACUCUUACUGAAAUCCUGCUUCUCGCUUAGAUAUAAGCCCAAACCUUCAGAUAUUGCAAAUUUAAAGAAUUUAUUCAUGAAACAACUGUAUACAGUCUGAGCAUGAUAGCUACUGUACUGCUGAGUUAAUUGAUGUCAUGCAGUGACUCUACAAAUGGUGGAGUAAAUUAAAAUAUAUCAUACUUAUUUGUGUCACUUUACAGCCUAGUGUGGGAAGUAAAUCUUGUUCUGAAUUUAGUGGAAUAACGGUUACAAAUU
Molecule: messenger RNA, 2776 nt
Organism: Amphimedon queenslandica
Lineage: Eukaryota; Metazoa; Porifera; Demospongiae; Haplosclerida; Niphatidae
Product: cell wall integrity and stress response component 4-like
Exons: 3
Coding region: 164-1393 (409 amino acids)
Biological process (GO): cell surface receptor signaling pathway
Cellular component (GO): plasma membrane
Molecular function (GO): G protein-coupled receptor activity
Source: RefSeq, a predicted model, not a curated record